Caenorhabditis briggsae is the source of this 2310-nucleotide messenger RNA. It is a transcript of the gene Cbr-zak-1, whose product is annotated as Protein CBR-ZAK-1. NCBI's taxonomy places the organism in Eukaryota, Metazoa, Nematoda, Chromadorea, Rhabditida, Rhabditidae. Gene Ontology annotation, cellular component: cytoplasm. Bases 1 to 2310 code for a protein of 769 amino acids. The transcript has 10 exons. The record is from RefSeq and is a predicted model, not a curated record. Gene Ontology annotation, molecular function: protein kinase activity; protein binding; ATP binding. Gene Ontology annotation, biological process: protein phosphorylation.
AUGUCGCUUCCCACAUCAGAAGAAUCGACAUCUUCUUCAUCUGGAUACGAACAACGUGCUCUGUUUCCUGAUAUUCAAAGAGAUGAUAUUCAAGUUGGAGAUCAUAUUGGAGUAGGAUCAUUUGGAGCUGUUUUCAGUGGAACAUGGACACUUCCAGAUGCCAGUCAACGUAUAAUUGCCCUCAAAAAAGUAUUCGUUCUGGAGAAAGAAGCAGAGAUUCUCUCGAAAAUUCGACACAAGAACAUUAUUCAGUUUUAUGGAAUUUGUAAAGCAACGGGAAAUGAUUAUUUUAUUGUGACUGAAUAUGCUGAAAGAGGAAGUUUAUACGAUUUCAUACAUUCCGAAGAAUCUCAUAAUCUUGCAACGGCUUCGGGUUUGAAUUGUUUCGAUGUCGUUGUCAAAUGGGCAUCUCAGAUAGCUAAUGGAAUACAAUAUCUUCAUUAUGAUGCAGUGGACACGAUUAUUCAUAGAGAUCUUAAAUCAAAAAAUGUGGUUCUGGAUAAGAAUUUGGUUUGCAAGAUUUGUGAUUUCGGAACUUCGAAGGAUCUGACACAUUCUUGCACGGCACCAUCGUGGGGUGGAACUGCCGCAUGGAUGAGCCCUGAAAUGAUUCUUCAAUCCGAGGGACUGACAACUGCCACCGACGUAUGGAGCUAUGGAGUGGUUCUUUGGGAGAUUUUAUCAAGAGAAGUACCAUACAAAGAUUACUCGGAAUUCAGAAUAUUCACUUUGAUCACACAGUCUGGAAUCACUCUUGCGAUCCCUCCGACAUGUCCGGCUCCACUGAAACAACUAAUGAAUAAUUGUUGGAAGAUGACACCGAAGGAUCGAGCAAAUAUGCGACAGAUUCAAGGAGAACUCAAUCGACUACAGGGAAAUCAAAAAGUGAUGGACGAGUGUGAGAAGUUUAUGGAGCUGGAAGAUUGGAAAACGGAAAUUGCAAAGCAGGAGAAAAAUGUAGAGAAUAUUCAGAAAAUGCGAAAAGAUCUAGAAAAACGUCGAGAACAGUUGGAAAUCCGAGAGAAAGCAUUGAAAAAUCGAAUGAAAGUGGAGCAAGCAGUUUUGGAUUCGGCACGUCAUCCGCCAGAAGACGUUCAUCAAUGGAGCGAGCAUCACACUUCGCAUUGGGUUGAGACUGUGCUUGCCCGAGUUGCUAACGACAAAAAGUUUCUGGAUCGUGUGAAUGCGGCGGUCUUCAGAAAUAGAAUCACUGGAGCACGGCUUCUGGAAAUGACCCAAAAUGAUUUGGAACAUUUGGGAGUUCAAAAAGUUGGAUCAAGAAUCGAACUGAUGAAGAUGAUAAGAAAACUGAAGGAUACUCAAAAAGUGUUGCAUGCUUUUCCAACUCUUGAGCAAGCUAAACAAAUUGAAAUGAGCUUGAAGACCGAAAAAGAGUCGGCUGGUCACUUGGCAAAUGGAGUGGAUAUUGUUAUAAUCGUUGGGAUGUAUGUCAGAAAAAUGAGUCCGACUUUGAGAAAAUUUAAAUUCUACGCCGACUCGGACUGGAUCGAUGAGACUGAUAUUCCGGCAAAAUCGAAAUCCAAACAUGCUUCAGCGCUCAUCAAAACAGUCUGCUUUUCGGUUCUUGAUGAUAAUACAAAGGUAGUUUUGAAUGAUGUUUCCAUUUCUAUUCUUCAAAUUCGAUUUCAGAAGCCGAUUAAUGAGCCAGCAUGCUCAAUUUCUAGUGGUAUGACAACAAAUCCAGAUUGGAUUACUGUAGACACUGAAGACGAUAUAAAAAUCAAACGUCUAUUUUGCGGAUACUGUGGUGAGAAUCAUUUCAAUAAUUUUUUCUCAAAGUUUAUUUUUCAGACCCAACCACGGAAUACUGAAAUUGUGGAGUUGGUAACCUCUUUGGAAGAGAGUAAGAUUUUAGAAGAACGACAUGUUCAUUUACGUCUUCGGAGAAGUUCAAGUAGUGCUUCUGUAUCAACACCUUCUCCUUCUGUCGUUCCUCCUGUCUACCAGCCAUUUGGUCAUUUAACUAAUGGAUUCCAUCAUACUACAAGCUCACCUCAAUUGCGUGGAUUUUGGCAUCGAAAACAAGCUGGAAUGAAUAGACACGGACUGACGGAGACAGAAUUAAGCAGUCUUCAAGAGCAUUUGAGAACACCUUCCCCGGAUAAGAAUGGGGAUGAGAAUGUAGUUCUCGCUGUUCCGAAAAUUCCUAGGAGAAGAAGAACAACGACUACAAAUUCGGAAGAGAAAGAUCCGAAAGAGCCGGACCCUCGUACUCGUCGCGUUCAUGUGCAUGGAGGAAAGGAUAAAUGGAAUUGGAAAAAAGGGAAAUCAAAACCGAAAUUUAAUUAA